Fusarium sp. VM40 is the source of this 1029-nucleotide messenger RNA. NCBI's taxonomy places the organism in Eukaryota, Fungi, Ascomycota, Sordariomycetes, Hypocreales, Nectriaceae. The record is from the annotation of a GenBank genome assembly.
AUGUCGACCUCAAGUCAAGAGAAUGAUGUUUUAUCUAAUGCGACUUUCCUCUCUGGUAAAGACACGAACCAGCUCUCUUUCGUUCACAAUAAGGCACUUUAUACAACACCCCCAGACAACAUAGAAAGCGUCCUGCCUACACUGGACCCUCAGGGCACUCAGUUCUCAAAAAUACCAGCAACUGACUGUAUUCUUGUUGCGCUAGCAUUUGAACGUCUUCACCUUGCCAAAUGUGGUGGAUCACCGCCUGGAAUACCCUAUCGAUGCCACCCAGUCACCGAGGCUGGGGUUGCGUAUAUGGAUAUGAGGGAUGUUCUGCAUGGCCGAGGCAAGGAUGUUAUACCUGGAGAUCGUGGAUCAGCUUGGUUCAAACUCAUGACUCCCCUUCAUUAUAUCGUGGAGGAGUACAAAGACCACCAACACGAAUCAGGUCAACCGCAGCAAUUCUUGUUUGCCUUUGGGAGGUCGAAACUGGUUAAAGCAAAUGAGCUUGCAUACAGAUUGUAUCGUCUUUUUGCGGCAUUGAGGAAGAUGAACCGAUUGAAGGAUGAGAUUGGGAAGGGAACGUUUCGAAAACUUAUCUUUAUCACAUUCAACUCGGUGCCUGUGGAAGACACACUCAGCAGACUAGGUUUGGAAUGGUUGAGAGAGUCCUAUGUUCAGACAUGGGACCUCCAGAGAGAUAGUCGACUUCAGUCUCGAUUCAAGAAUCUCCCAAUGUCCUUCGAGUAUGUACUGGAGAGUCUGGGAAUUCGCUUUGAAGACACUCGGUUUGGGAACUUGUCACGGUGCGCAGGGAACACAGCUGUGUUCGUGGCCCAGGUGUUUCUGGCCCUAUUUUACAGAGAUGAAGACCAGAAAGAUGCGUUUAUAGCAUGCAAGCCUAUGUGUUGGUUGAGGUACACCUGGGUUGGGCAUGCUUUGGAUCAAACGAACAUGGCACCAGGGGAGUUGCCCAAACGAAGAGAUGAGAAUCAGAUGAACCGUAAUGAUGUGCCUCAGAGAAGGAACGAGAAGGUCUUUAGCUAA